This is a messenger RNA of Hevea brasiliensis (rubber tree), 654 nucleotides long. RefSeq lists its product as uncharacterized. The coding region runs from base 1 to 654 and encodes 217 amino acids. Lineage: Eukaryota; Viridiplantae; Streptophyta; Magnoliopsida; Malpighiales; Euphorbiaceae. The record is from RefSeq and is a predicted model, not a curated record. The transcript has 3 exons.
AUGCGAGCUAAGUGCAACAUCCUAGCUUUUAUGACUAAUGAGUUACAGAAGCAACAUGAGAAGAUACAAUCUAUAUCUAAAAUCCUGGAUCACCUACAAGAGUUGUAUGGUAAGCAUACCAAGAAUGUUAGAUAUGAGAUAUCUAAGCAGCCAUUCAGAAUGAAAAUGAAUGAAUGGAUAGAUGUGGGAACCCUUUUGCGUAAGAUGAUCAGGCUCAUUGAACAACUUGAGGCACUUAAUUUUACCAUGGAUUUCACAUUACAAACAGAUUUGAUCUUGCAAUCCCUUACACAGUCAUUUGGAUCUUUUAUCACAAAUUUCCAUAUAACCAAGCAAGAAUGCACUUUGGAUGGUCUGUUAAUUCUGCUUGUUAUUGCAUAUGAUAAUAUGUCUAGCAAUAAAGGGAAAGAAGUUGCUUUAAUUGCUUCUUCUUCUAGAAAGUCUAAGAAGAAGAAAAGCAAUAAAGGGAAGAAGACUUUUACCCCUGGUCCUUUUGGUAUAAUUGCUAAAAAUCAAUCCCAAAAGAAAAUGAAAGUUGAAGCUGUUAUAGACAAAGGAAAAUUUUAUCUACAGAUAGCAAGCAGUGAAAGCUUGGAAGCACGGAUGUUAGACUUCGUAUUGGUUGAGCAUCUUUUACAGGUGAAGGCUCCUUAG